AGGUCGAUGUUGUUUCUUGUUGCCGACGACGUCGGGUAGAUCGUGGUAGUCGUCGACAAUUCGAGAUGCGUCCAUCCGACACGACACGAUGUGUUCUGCACAUGGUGGCCAAGACGAACGACAAAUAUUCGUCUCUAGUUUUCUGCAUUUUUCUACCGAUAAAUCUUGUUAAAAAAACUCGUCCACCAUGACCACAUCAUCGGAAGAUGUUCUUAUGCAAGUAGGACAGGUCCGUUAUAAAAAAGGAGAUGGCACUUUAUAUGUUAUGAACGAAAGAAUAGCUUUUAUGCUAGAAAAAAGCAACAAAGUAUCUGUCAGUCACAAAUAUGCUGACAUUAAAUUGCAAAAAAUAUCUCCCGAGGGGAAAUCAAAAAUACAAUUACAAGUAGUUUUACACGAUGGACAAUCGUCAACAUUUCAUUUUGUAAAUAAAAAUGGUCAAGAAGCACAAAUCAAAGAUCGUGACGAUGUGAAAGAAUUGCUACAACAAUUACUACCUAAAUUCAAAAAGAAAGUCAAUAAAGAACUAGAAGAGAAGAAUAGAUUACUCCAAGAAAAUCCAUCAUUACUACAAUUGUAUCGUGAUUUAGUAAUUACGCAAGUAGUCUCGUCUGAAGAAUUUUGGGCACAGCAUGCUGUAGAAUACAUGCAGGCAAAAAAAGUUCAACAACAAGAAAUUGGUGUAAAUGGUGCCUUUCUUGCCGAUAUUAAACCACAAGCUGAUGGCUGCAAUGGAUUCAAAUAUAAUUUAACUACAGAUAUAAUAGAAUGUAUAUUUAAAACUUAUCCAGCUGUUAAAAGAAAGCAUCAAGAAAAUGUGCCUAAUAAAAUGAAAGAAUCUGAAUUUUGGAUGAAAUUUUUUCAAUCGCACUAUUUUCAUCGAGAUCGUAUCAAUGCAGGGACCAAGGAUUUAUUCACCGAGUGUGCCAAAAUUGAUGAUCAAGAAAUGAAAAAAGACAUACAAACGGGAAUUAAUGAUCCCUUGCUCGAUAUUACCUCUUUUGAGGAUAAAAAUUUAGAUGAAAAUUAUGGUAGUGAAGUUGGAAAGGCGGAUAAACCAUCGGGUAAUAUUGUACAUCAAAAUAUGAUUAAAAGAUUUAAUCAACACAGCAUUAUGGUAAUGAAAGCUAGCACUGCCAAAUCUUCAAAUAAUUCAAAUGAAACACAACAAAUGAAUGGAUCUGCAUCAUCGGCAAGUAAACAUCCAACGACAAAUGAUAAUCUAGACGAACCAAAGAUUAAAAAGCUUAGGAUACAAGAGAAGUUAUUGUACGAUGAUUUGGAUACGAGUUGUGAUGUACAGACGAAUAAUCUAUUGCCUCUUAAAUUAACGCAAAUUGAUAGAUAUUUGCAUGGACCAGUGCCAGGAAGUGAAAAAUUUGGAGUUAAUCAAAAAGAAAUACCGUUAAUAUUAAAUCAAAUGAGGAUAGAAAUUGGAAAAUGGGGAAAUGGUGCAAGUUUACCGAGACAAGAUUCGAAAACUUUAGUAAGUCCAGGAGCAGCAGUUUUAGCUUUAGGAGAACUCACACCUGGAGGAGCCUUAAUGAAAGGUUUUAGAGAAGAAAGUCUCGGACAACUAAUACCAAAAGACUUGGAAAAAGAAUUGCGCAAUGUCUACGUCUGUCUUUGUGAACUUCUUAAACACUUUUGGAGGAGUUUUCCACCAACAACACCACAAUUGGAAGAUAAAGCUGUUCGUAUGCAUGAAGCACUUCAAAGGUUUCAUUCAGCAAAACUCAAACCGUUUGAGGAUCGUAUGCAGAGAGAUUUCUCAGCAGUUAGUCAACAUUUAACGAGUCACUUGAAUCAACUUUUGAAUGCAGCCUAUAAGAAAUUUGCUGUUUGGCAACAACGAAAAAUGCAAAUGAGGUAGCCAUUAUUAAACACAUUUCAAAUGAAUUUUUAAAACAGAAAAUUUCAAAUAAAAACAAAGUAAUACGAAUGAAUGUAUAUUAUAAUGUUACCGUAAUGAAGAAUGUUAGACAAUUAUCAUUAAAGAAACCAAAGUGAGAUAUAUAAAUAGUACCGCACCUUUAAGAAAAUUAUUCUUUUUUCAUCUUAGAAAUUGCUUAUUUAUUAUUUCAUAUUCUGUUUUAACACCCAAUAUUUACUAAAUCGGGAAUCUCGGUUUUCGUGAUAUAUUAAUUUAAUUAUUUCACAAAUAAUUAUUAAAUAAGAAUGUUGUGUAAAUAUAAUUCGAUCUAAAUCGUUUAGGAAACUUCGAAAUAGUAGGAAAUUGUUAUAAAAAAAAUUGUUGUGUUAAAAGAAAAUUUUUUCAAACUAAAAGGAAAUCAAAGUGAGUGUAAUGUUUUUAUAAUUAAUUAAAUAAAAAAAAUGCAAUUACAGGAAAAAUUAAUUUUUUUUGUCUUGUACGUUCAUUUUUUUUUUUUUUUUUAUAGAAAUAACACUUUUUUCAAUGUAUGCCUGUAAUGUCAGUGAAGACUAUAGAUGUACUAUUUUACUGCGAAUGUAUUCAAAUAAGUGUCUUAAUAGUCUUGUCAAUAUUUUCUUACCUGAACGGAGCUCGGAUUUAUGACUUAUAUAUGAUCAUACAAUUAGUUUAUAAUUCAAGUCUUUGUCUUCAUUUAAUUGUUUACUAAUGUCAUCGUAUAAAAGUUCUUUUGCUAUAAUUUUAAUUAUCAAUGUAAUAUUUAUGUUAGUAAUUAUUAAGUAUUACUGUAUUUUCGAAUUAGAAAUAUGUUCUUACACAAUUAUUUCAAUAAAAAUUAUCAUUGUAAAUAAGA
This is a messenger RNA of Leptopilina boulardi, 2744 nucleotides long. It is a transcript of the gene Tfb1, whose product is annotated as general transcription factor IIH subunit 1. Gene Ontology annotation, cellular component: transcription factor TFIIH core complex; transcription factor TFIIH holo complex. The transcript is spliced from 8 exons. The record is from RefSeq and is a predicted model, not a curated record. Bases 188 to 1873 code for a protein of 561 amino acids. Lineage: Eukaryota; Metazoa; Arthropoda; Insecta; Hymenoptera; Figitidae. Gene Ontology annotation, biological process: nucleotide-excision repair; transcription by RNA polymerase I; transcription by RNA polymerase II.